This is a messenger RNA of Sphaerulina musiva SO2202, 2169 nucleotides long. Its product is annotated as RNA-binding domain-containing protein. The record is from RefSeq and is a predicted model, not a curated record. The transcript has 4 exons. Gene Ontology annotation, cellular component: U12-type spliceosomal complex; nucleolus. NCBI's taxonomy places the organism in Eukaryota, Fungi, Ascomycota, Dothideomycetes, Mycosphaerellales, Mycosphaerellaceae. Bases 8 to 1171 code for a protein of 387 amino acids. Gene Ontology annotation, molecular function: RNA binding. Gene Ontology annotation, biological process: positive regulation of mRNA splicing, via spliceosome.
CAACAACAUGUCUGGUUCUCGCCACUGGGAGCAAGAUAAGGACAGCACACUCUACAUUGGCAAUCUCGACGAGCGAUGCACCGAUCCGCUGAUAUGGGAGCUGAUGUUGCAGGCGGGUCCCGUCAUUAAUGUGCAUUUGCCCAAAGAUCGAGUCACACAGUCACACCAAGGAUAUGGCUUCGUCGAGUUUGGCAGUGAAGACGAUGCCGACUAUGCCUGCAAAAUCAUGAACCAGAUUCGCCUAUACGGAAAGCCGAUCAGAGUCAACAAGGCUUCUGCCGACAGGAGAGGUCCGAAUGGCGAAGGAGGAGGAUUGGGAGGUGGUGCUGGCGUGGGAGCAGAGCUUUUCGUGGGCAAUUUGGACAACAUGGUGGACGAGAAGGUGCUUUACGAGACAUUCAGCAGAUUUGGUCCCCUCGUGGCUGCACCGAAGGUGGCAAGAGACGAGUCGAACCUUUCCAAAGGUUACGGUUUCGUGAGCUACGCCGCCUUUGAAGCCUCUGAUCAGGCAAUUGAGCAUAUGCACGGACAGUAUCUCAUGAACAAGGAAAUCACAGUGCAGUACGCGUAUAAGAAGGAUGGCAAGGGCGAGCGACAUGGUGACGAUGCAGAGAGAGCACUGGCUGCGCAGGCGAGAAAACAUGGCGUCGAACUUGCCAUUCCUGCGCUGCCCGCUGCGCUUAUUAUGCCCAAUGGAGCACCGAAUGCACCGCAAAGCAUGACGCCUGUGAACAUGACUGGGGCCAAUGGGUAUCCCGUUGGACCGCCCAAUGGAAUGGGAGCGAGACCGACUCCUCAACCUCCACCAGCAUACGGAGGGUAUCCAGGAUACAAUGCACCUCCGACACCUUCGCACAUGCCUCCUUCGCCAUAUGGAGUGCCACCGAAUGCCAUGCCCCAACCACCUCCAUCUCUUCCAAAUCAGCCGCCGCGGAACUACAAUCAAUCUCCUCUCCAAGCUCCGCCUUCAGCAGCUGGUCUUCCAGCUCGACCUCCGGCAACCAAUGCUGGUUAUGGAGGUCCUAGUAUUGCACCAGGCAUGCAGCCCGGCUUCCCUGGCGGACCACCUCCUGCGACUCUUCCUCCACCUCCCAUGGGCUUGCCAGGACACUCGGCUCUGCCACCACCGCCCGCCGGGUUACCUGCACCAGCGUUGAGGCAGCAGAGAUAGAAUGCUGCUGUGCCAGCGCAGACGUCAUUUGACAACGAGCCGUUCCAAGACACGGCACGGCAUCAUGUAAAGAAGGACAGUGUUGGAGAUGAAAGCUCGUCUUCUGUCGCGGCUGUCAUGACACAGCGUUCCGACCCCACAGGCUUCUCCAAUCUUACACAUCGUUCUGGAUCCGCUUUUAUGGUGCCAGAGCCUCCAGUUAUGAAGCGCACACAGGAGAUGGUAGAUAGUGGUCGGACCGGCCCUCAUGGGCCUCACUUGGGCGAAUCUGGUCCUUCUGAUCAAAGCAGGCGAUCGAUUCAAGCGAACAAGCAUCGCAAGACCAAUUCAGAUGGUAGCGCUAGCAUUCCGAAGGAUAAGGUGGAGCCUAGCGAUGGUGUUGCGGCAUUUGAAAGGGCUAGGAAAUGGUCUGAUUAGACCAGGUCUUCUUCACAAGCAUGAUAUGCAAGAUACCCCCUUGACUUGUAUUUUAUACGUAGUAUGGCAUAGCUUCAGAAGUGGAUCAUGCGACAGAAAAUCAUUGAACAGCAGGCACUCGAUGUCUGCAGCAUCCGAAUAGUCUCAUGAAGCAUCUGAGUAGAAAGUUGGUAUCAUGCAGAAUUUGUACCUGCGGCACACCCUAUGCGCCAUUGCUAUGCUUUUCUGCUUCUCUUGACCCGACCCUCGCAGAGUCCGAUGCUCAUCCCAGUCCAAAUAUUGUACAAGUCGGCGCCCUCGUAUCUGUACAGUCCUUCCAGAGUCGUCUAUUGCGCCAGAGGAGAAAAGAGUCUGAUCAAUGACGGUCGUGGAUUGCUUCGUGUGUAGCCCAGGUAGAUGAUCAGAGGAAGGUAGCCAUAAUGGAUUGCUACUCUGGAGAGGUCGAUGACCCUCGCGAUGCGCUCCUUGCUCUCUUCUGAUAGCGCCAACCACGCCAUUUCGUCUGUUUGAUGCGAGUCGUGGAGGAGCGGUGUUUGAUGCGAUACGGUUCUGGCGGAAGUGUUUGGCGGCAGCAAAGUCCC